Messenger RNA from Seminavis robusta, 1578 nucleotides. NCBI's taxonomy places the organism in Eukaryota, Bacillariophyta, Bacillariophyceae, Naviculales, Naviculaceae. The record is from the annotation of a GenBank genome assembly.
AUGCCCCAACAACAGCAAGAGGGAAGCUUUGUGCUGACUGCAGCACUAAAAGGACUUGGAUGUUACACCUUCCUUGUUCUUGUUAUCAUUCAUUUAUUUGUCGCCUGGAAAUGGGAGACUACAGUCCUGGAGGACUUUGUCCUGAUCGAGUAUUACAAUGAUCCACUUCCCACUCCGCCAAAAGCGAUAAAAGGAGGGCCAUCGGAAGACAGUCUGAUGGAUUUCCUGCAAGACACACAACAAGAAAUCAAAAAUUAUAAUGACGAUGACACGGCAGAUCAAGUCGACAAGAUUUUCAAAGAAUUUCAAUCUACCUUGAGAAAUUGGGAGUAUUGGGAUGACAACAAAGACAAAGAUAAUACGACACUCUUACCAGAUGGCCGGAAAUCCCUCAAGAUUGUGGGGUUUAUCAAAAUCUUGAAAAAGGCAUCCCUCUCCGAAAUGGAAACGGACGAUGGACUUUCGGCGGCAUUCAAGGUAGCACUGCGAGAGUUUCAGGGACUGGCGGAGCACAGAUCCGAAGUACAGUGGGAUAUCAUUCAGAAGCUGUUGCUAAACACCGAGGGGCAAGAGGAAUUCCCAGACAAACAAGUCAUAUCACAGGACGAUUUGUACGAGGAAUUGUGCAGGUUGGCUCCCUUGCCAGAAUUGGAAUUGCUACUGCCUGAUGACGACGACGAGCAAGAUACCGAUGCCGUAGUGGUACAAGAGGAAGAAGAAGACGAGCAAGACGAGGACAAUGAAACAGAAACGUAUGCCGACGAAGAUCAUGAUAAUAUAGAUACUUCAAUCUACCUGGCAGAAGAUGACUUGAACAUGCACUAUCAAAUGUUGGAAGCCAUUCUGGAAAAACGAUCCGACAACAUUCGAGAUUAUUGGCAACUCAAAGGCAACGCAUCCAUUGAAGCGGCACUCACGGAGGCCAUUGCUAUUGUCAAACAAGACCUGGAAGAAACCAAAAUGUUCACCCGAGAAUCCAUUCGGGCUAUCAAAGACGAUCAAGCGUCCUUACUGGUGGCACAUGCUAAUACCAAUGACAAGGUAGAAGAACCAAAAGAGAAAGAGGAACUGGAGGACAGCAGUUUGGACACAAGUCAGUGCGAUUCGGCGGAGGAAGUCCAACAAGCUGUUUUGGUCUUGAUGAAAGCAGGGUUGGAUGCAAUUCACCGAAAGACAAAUAUACAAACUGCCAUCUUGGACAAGUACGCAAAGAUUGUGCCGGAAGCAAAAGACGUGCCAAUCUUCGAAAACGACGAACAGCUGGACGAGGUCCUACCAGAAAUGACGCCGCAAAUGCAAGUCAAUAUUCGAAAGAUUAUCGAUACACCGUUGCUGCGGCAUUCCAGCGUGGCGCUCGACUGGGUUCUAGAUUGGGUCCUCAUGUACACGGACAAACUGGAAAAGGAGAUUGACAAGCUGGCACUUCCAGCCAAUAUGGAAACAGCGUCAACGGGAGAACUACUCGUCGCUUAUCUGUUGCAAACCACGGGGAAACAGCCUCUCCCAAUACCUCCUGAAGUUCAUCAGGUGAUUGUGCAAUCAGAAAGAGGAAAGAAUUUCCUUUCGACAUAUUCAUGA